GCCUGUGCGGGCUUUCUACGUGAGAAGUGUCGACGGUUUCAAGAUACGCGAGGUCUCCAUCUCACGCUACAACAUUCCUGUUACUCCCGAAUGGCCGUGGUGUGGCAGGUCAUGCACAAUUCCGAUUCAGGCGAACCGCGCUACAUCAGCGACGCGUACGAGCUUGAAGGGUUUGAACUACCGAAAAUUGAGGUCGACCCCGUCAAGUUUGCGGCUGAGCUGGAAUCUUACGAAGACCUCAAGCGGCGACUCGUUGUGGAUGCUGCCCUGUUUGGCGCAGUCGGCGCUUUCGCGGCGUUCCAGGUCGGCGUUCGCUAUUCGUUUCUUGCCUUCAUGACAAUAUACCAGAUAUUUGGAGCGGAUCAAGGGUUGCUCUUUGCGCUGGGUGCUCUCGCCUCUGUGGCCUACGUGAUCCUCCUGGAGAAGACGGCAGACGACGUCGCGAGCGGCAAGCAGGACGUCGCCACCAAGCUUAAGGGUGACGCGCGUUUCGCUGUCCCGGUGGUGCUCGUCCUUGCCUUGGCGGCUAAGAACUACCUCGCGAACCCCGACGGUGCGGUGCUAUUCAAGCUGAUCCCCAAACAUGACUUUGCUGCGCUUAUGAUAGGGUUCAUAGCCCCUGCCAGGUUGCCGCUUCUAUACCGAGAGGUGAAGUCAUCUCUCAAGGGUGACGACGUGCUGGAUAUGCUUCCCGGGUCCAUUGGACAAGGCCGGGCAAUUUUGAGGAGCAUGGGCGAAUCGAGCGGGGCAUCAGCCGAUGGGGCCGUAGAAAUGGCAGGACCACAAGCCACCCGAGUUAUUGUCGUGUCGGGGCCAAAAUGUCUGGGGAAAACCACGCUCGUCAAUAAAAUUUUAGCCGAGGAUAGCCGCUUGGCGCAGCCGCCUUGGUGUACAACACGGCCACUACGGGCUUCAGAGGUCGACGGGAAAGACGCCUUUUUCACAAGGCAGGUCAAGUUCGAAGAACUCGAGCGGAAGGGCAGCUUUUUGCAUGUCUACAAAGACGAAAGCGGGGAGUCGUACGGGUUGAGGCUUGAGGACAUUUUCGCGAUCGCCGAGAAGGGCAAGGUGUGCGUCGUUGACGCGGAUAUGGCGUUGGUGAAAGCUUUAACGAGCGUGGGUGACUUGGCGCUCAUCGGUGUGUGGGUAAGCCUUGACUCGAUAGAAUCAAUUGAGGAACGGAUACGGACAACGCUCAUCAGCGCCGGGGCUGCAAAAGACUCGCCCACCCUUGAGGCUGAUGUGCGAGGGAUGGUCAGACAAGCCGUGGAAGACAUAGAGUAUGGUGUCAUGAGCGGGGUGUUCGACUUCACCGUCAUCAACAACAGCGACGAAGAGGAGUCGAUGGAGACUGUGCGCAGGGCUGUCGAGUUUGCUACCACUAAAUAAACAGCGUUACGGUUUGUGUU
Molecule: messenger RNA, 1409 nt
Organism: Ectocarpus sp. CCAP 1310/34
Lineage: Eukaryota; Phaeophyceae; Ectocarpales; Ectocarpaceae
Source: the annotation of a GenBank genome assembly